AGGGGAAACGGCACAGAGGGAGGGCCAGAGGCUGAUGGGUAAAAACUGAGGGAGUAGGGAGAUGUGGUGAAGACGAGCAGAGCAUGGGGUCGUAACAGCGCUGGUACCUGACUGCAGGAUCUCAAAUUGAAUGCUAGAAAAUAAUCCAUCGAUCCAUCAUGAUGUUUGUGGGAACUCCUUUGGGUAGCAAUUCCUCCUCCCCUAUCCCAGUCCACAGCCCCAGUCCUGAUCGUCAGUCAGACGAUCUUUCCCCUGCUCUCCUGCCUCAGUCCCCUCCAUGCUGGGCAGCACAGGCACGAGGCGACCUUGCACAGGCAGAGGCAGAGCUGCGUCGCAUACUAGUGCGUCAUGUGACGGAGACAGAAUCGGUGAAGCGGGGUCUAGAGCGGGCCAUCCUAGGAGCGCGCAGAGAAGAGCGGCGCCUGCUGGAGAGGGUGGAGCAGGACCAUCGGGACACUCAGCAGCAUCUGGAGCAGGUCCAGAGGGAGAACAUGGCGGCAGCCCGGGUCAGCCAGUCCCUGUUGGACCAAAGGCUCCGUAAACUGGCUCAACUUCAGCAACAGAUUCAGGACGUUGGUCAACAGUCAUUUCUGGAUGAUGGUGGGCCAAACCAGCUGCUGAAGGACGUUACAGAGUUCCUGCAACCGUGGGAAGUCUCAGUUGCCCUAAAGAAAGUGAACUUCAAACCCAGCUCCCAACCUAAUGCUGUCAACUUCGGAGAUAUUCGUGUGCAAGAACAAAGCCUGUGCCUGCAUGUCGGAGGUUGUGGGCCACAGGGGCAGCGGUGUGCUCUCCAUUCCCAGGAGAUGCAGUGUGAAGACACAAACCAUCAAGCUGCUGGAGGAGAGAAAAGCACCCUCGGACAGGGGUGGACCUCACCGACAGGCAGGGUUGUCAGAAAAAUCAGUCUUUCUACCCGAAGUGAUCUGGAAUCAGAGGAGGAACAAAACCUCUCUUCGACAAAGAUAUGCCGCUGGCUUCCGAAGUGUGAGCAGUCUGACUGGGAGUCAUCCCAGGAUGACGAGAUGGAGUCAGCCUCCUUUCAGCCGGAAGCGGAGGACAUAUUUCUGGCUGUCCCUACGGUACUUAAAAACAUGGAUACCGAAGGCAAGGAGCAGGUGUACAAGAUGAAUAGUAAUGGAAAGCACUACUCUCCCAGGAGUCCAAGGAAAUCGAUUAUUGCGGUCUCUGGUAGGAAGCCGUCCCCCUCACCUGAACGAAGACGGGAGCAUGCUAAGCUGAGUCACUGCUCGAGUUUAGACAGCCAGGGUGGAGAUAGAGGAAAAGUGGGACAAGAUUCCAAUAGUAGACUUUUGAGGUACGGCAACAGUGCCCUCACAUCUCCCAGGAUGACUCCAAGAGAGCCUCUGACCAGCCAAAGCUGCCAAGACCUCACCUCCAGGGGACGACCUCACUCUCGACUAAGCCAGUCCUCCGACGAACACUCUUUAGGGACACAUGGUGACAGUGGCCGAGCACCAUCCCCAACAGACAGCCUUGACUCCAGCUAUACUUUCAUCGUUAGCCCACCUCAUGAUUACAGCAUGAACAGAGGCUCUUUGAACCACAAUUGCCGUCUAUCAAAGUCUGCAGUGGAUUUGACACACAAGACUCGCCCGAUGAUCAGCGGUGGGACGAAUGAGCACGUAGGACUGUGGAGCGUCAAGUGUAGCAACUUCAACUCCACGUCGAGCUCAACCUCCCCAACUCACAGUAGGGGGGCUAGGGUGUCUGACAUGGGGCAGACUCUCUCGUAUCCUACAUAUAGAAGUCUGCACCAGCCACAGAAGAAAAUGGCUAGCUCUAAACAACCCCUGGUGGCUAGGUCUUUAUCCAUGUCUGUCAUAGAUGGUUCCUCUCAAGAGCCAAAGAGAGGCAGAGGAGAGAGAGGAGAGCCAGCCCUGGUGGAGUUGGAGGAGGAGGGAGACUUGUCUUUGACAGCAUUCAACCCCAGAGGAGUCCAUCUGAUCAGGCAGUUUGGGAAGCAGGGUUCGGGUCGAGCUGACCUUACGCUGCCAAGUGGUAUCCAUGCCACGCCACAGGGCCUGCUCUAUACAGUGGACUGCGGAAAUGCACGUGUUCAGGUGACUGACCUCCGGGGUAAUGUCCUCCAGCAAGUGACCUCCCCAACUUCUGACGGCUCUGCCAGACGAUGUCGGAACUACUUUGACAUUGCCGUCAAUGCUAAGGGUUUGAUUGCACUAAGCUGUGCAGCAGAGCGGGCCCUGCUCGUCUUCAGCCGCCAUGGUCGCCUGCUCCAGACCUUUGGAGGGUCGGGGUUGGGCUCUGCAAAAGAUGAGCUUGAGGCUCCCAGGGGCGUGACCGUAACCAGGCUGGAUGAGUUCUUGGUAGCCGACAUCCGGAAAGGUACACUUGUCGCCCUAAAGCUCGACCUGAAGACCGGCUCCCGUCUUGAGCGCACAGUGGUGACUGGAUUCCACCGGCCUUAUUUAGUGGCAGCUUGCUUGAGCUCGGGCAUGGUAGCUGUGUCUGAAAGGGGCAAUGAAAUGGGCGGCGUCCCUUGCAUCAAAGUGCUGGAACCAGGCUGGAACACGGUGAGAGUUUUGGGUGUAUGUUCUGGUAUGGGACCAGUCCUCGCCUGCCCGUGGGGCAUCUCUAUAGAUGCAGAUGGUAAUGUGCUGGUAGCGGACUGGGGGGAGCAGCACAGAGUCCUGUUAUACCCAGCACAGGGAGUGGGGUGGCCGAUAGUGACCCAGGGCUUGAGUAGUCCACGUGGACUGACCCUGCUACCUGAGGGCCAACUAGCUGUGUCUGACAGCAUGCACCACUGCAUUAAGAUAUACCAGUAUAAAGCCACCCUGCACUAAAGGGAGUAAGUUGAUGUUUAAAGAUACACAAAUCUGUGGUGAGGUAACCAUUCACGCUUUAUUCUUAAUAGGGAUGCACCGAUACCAAUACCAGUAUCGGGUAUCGGGUCCGAUACUGUGCUCAUGUACUCGUACUCGUACUCGUACUCGCAAAACAGCUUGAAUACAACGGCACCGAUACCACUUUACAGCAGCGCAACGUUAACCUCUCGUCACCAUCUUUUAGGUCCUCACGCUCCACCUCCCCGAUGUUGCAGGCCAGACGGGCUGGUGGUGCUCCCGGCUCCGCUGGGCCGGGAUCCCACCUCAGCCAGCGCGCUGGCCCUCACUUUCAUUGUGCCACAGGGUUUUGCUUGCAUCCUCUGACUCGUGCGUGCAUUAGACUCCUUGGUCCGUGUUUCAAGACAGGUCAGGUGGGUUGCAGACAACGCCACAGACUCCUGGCGUCUUUUACGCGGACCACUGCACAACGCGGUUGGGGCCCCGGUCGACAGUCGCAUCGGGAGUAGGGAGCCCGUCACGGUGCGGUGAUGUCCGGGGCGGGCAGCGCUGUAAAGCUGCGGCCGCGAGCCACCUUUGCCCCGAGCCUUUCCAAGUCGACCUACAGCCGGUCGCGGCGCACCGCCUCGUAUGCGGGACUUCU
Sebastes umbrosus (honeycomb rockfish) is the source of this 3471-nucleotide messenger RNA. RefSeq lists its product as uncharacterized. Gene Ontology annotation, molecular function: translation repressor activity; ubiquitin protein ligase activity; protein binding. The transcript is spliced from 3 exons. Gene Ontology annotation, biological process: proteasome-mediated ubiquitin-dependent protein catabolic process; protein polyubiquitination; negative regulation of translation. The coding region runs from base 159 to 2828 and encodes 889 amino acids. The record is from RefSeq and is a predicted model, not a curated record. Lineage: Eukaryota; Metazoa; Chordata; Actinopteri; Perciformes; Sebastidae.